Molecule: messenger RNA, 6651 nt
Organism: Aplysia californica (California sea hare)
Lineage: Eukaryota; Metazoa; Mollusca; Gastropoda; Aplysiida; Aplysiidae
Product: transmembrane protein 106B
Source: RefSeq, a predicted model, not a curated record
ACACACACACACACACUCACACACACACAUGCACACAUGCACACACUUCGCAUGAAAUGUAUCUUAAAUGUCUUUCCUCUUGCGGGUAAACACCCAGCGUUUCCCUGUUUAUUGAAGAGUGGAGGAGAUUCGAACUUGUGUCGUGCGCUGGAAAGUCAAGUCGUGAAUGUGGAGGCCUGCAUGGUGGUAGAGACCUUGGUGAAGAAAAACGUUUCUUUGGUCCUGCUAUGGUGGUCUCGCGUUCUCCUCAUUUCAUGACUGGCGUUUGGGAAAACGAAUUUACGGUAUUCGUUCGCCAUAUCGCGAUUCAUUUUACGACCCCGGUACAUUACGGUUUGUUUCUCUAGAUGACUGUUGAAAAAAGGAUAACUUGUGAGACUCUGUUGCUGUACAGUCAGCCUAGGAAAUCAUUGCAACAAAUUCUGAUGUUUUAUUUUUGUAAGUACCGUACCUAUGUGUCUCCCCUACUCUUUAAGUGUACUCCAGAGUGUUUAUAAAACAGUGGUAGUUGUUCUAAAGAGUGUCGGGAGUGUUUAUAAAGACGUAGAAUACGUCAUGGAUAUACAUGGAUUUAUAUCAUUUCCACUUAGCGGGUUUUCUGGAACGUAACCACCUCGGCCAUCGAGAGAAUACUAAAUAUAGUGUAAUAUAUACCGGUGUGACUCAGUAACUCGUGCCCGUGCUAAUGAUUUUGUUUAUCUGAUCGUCAAGGGGGGAAAGCUUUGUAUAACUGGAACGUUAGCAAGUGGUUCAAACUGUCGACGCCGGCACUUAUAUUAUGACCGAUUUGUGUGUUGAAAGUGCCGUAAAACGCUUACUUAAAAAAUAAUAUUGGCCUGUGUUCGUUUUUAGAAAGGACUGCCUUGUACUGGAAAAGAUAAAAAUGAAGGCGGUGUUGAUUUUAUGAGGUUUUGUUUUGAAAGACUGUUAUGAUCAAAAUGUGAUCAUGUGAGAUUGUUUUGAUCAAAAUGUGGCCAUGUGAGAUUGUUGUGAUCAAAUUGUGUUAAUGAUAGGUUGUUAUGAUCAAAAUAUGUUCGUUUUAUUAGCUUAUGACAGGAAAUGUAAAAAUGUUGUUUCUGAUCAAAAUGCAGACACCGGUUGUUUCGUAAGGUUUUAUUGUGGAAUGGAAAAGAUAGAAUUAUAUGAUAGACUGUGUCCGUUUUUUAUUGAGGUUCUGUUGUAAAAUUUUAAUGUUUUACGUUUAUGAGUUUAUGCUGUGAAAUGGAAUAAUAAGUAAAAAAAUACAUGUAUUUAAGACCUUGUUAGUUAUGAGAUUCUGUUGAUAUGCAGUUUUCAUUUAAUAAUAAUAUAUUGUGUUGUCAAAUGUAGAAAUGUAAUUGAUUUAAAAUGGAGGGAGUGUUAGCUUUUUGACGUUCUGUUUUCGAAUGUGGAAAUUUUAUUAAUCAAAGUGCAAGCGGUAUUAACUUUCUAAGAUUCUGUGGUGAAAUUUAAUAGUCUACAGACAGCGUUAGUUUUAUAAGAUUCUGAUGUGAAAUAUGGAAAUAUACAUUAUAUAUCAGAAUGGGACAGUGUUACUUUUCUGAGAUUGUGCGGUGAAAUUUUAUAAUCUACGUUCAGGCAGCAUAAUUAGUUUUAUGGGACCCUAAUGCGAAGUAUGGAAUUCGGAAAUGUUAAUGAUCACGUGCGGUGAUGUUAGUUUUAUGACAUUCUGCUGAGGGUCGUUUUGUGGAGUUCUGUUGUGAAAUGUUGUAACUUACUGAUUUCCACACUGGGAGUUUUGAGAAUAUUUUUACCUCGUGCAUUCCAAGCUUUUCUGUGAAUGUCUCCUCUUGCCUUUUUAUAUUGGAUUCCGUGAACACAUGUAGUUGACACGACAACAGAUAAUAACAAUAUGCUUACGUUGAGAAACAUGGCCAACACGCAGCCGGGCCUGGGUGAGAACACCCGCCUGCUGCCCAACUCCCGCGCCCCCGGCAGAGACUCCCAGGGCUCCGGGACGUCAGGCUCGGACAACGUGACUUCACACGCCCCCAACAUGGCGUCCCACUCCCACAACAACAUGGCGUCCCACUCGAGCAGUAACACGGCGACCACCUCCAACGGAUCUGCUGGAGGCGACAGCUAUGAGGAGCUGUUUAAGGACAGUGUGCCCUGUCCGUCCUGUAGAGGGUUGGGACGUGUGCCUAAAGCAUCCUGUAUGUGGCCAUCGCGGUGAGCCUGUGUGUGGUCACCGGGGGUCUCCUCAUCUUCUUCCUCAUGCCCCGAGACAUCGUCAUCUCUAGCAACAGGCCCUUCCUACAGCCCAAGCACAUCGACAUCAAUUCUACAUCAAGGUUCGCCAACUUUACUGUCACGAAUCACUACAACGUGUCCAACAACAACUUCUACCCUGUGAAGAUCUCCGGGGUGUACAUGAAGUCUCUAUACAGUAACGCCAUCAUCGCUCAGGCUUGGGCCUAUAAGAAGGACCCGCUCGAGAUCUCGGCACGGUCAGAAGAGGAGCUUUCAGUGCCCAUAGACUUUGUACUCAGCGGGGAGCACGGAAGUCUUGUGUCCCACUGUAUCAGCAACUGGUCCUGGAUUCACAACCUGCCCAUCUUAUUUGAAGUGACCACCAACUACACUUACAUGGGCCACUCAGAGCAAGCCACACUGACCACCUUCCAGACGGUCAGCUGCCACCCAGAACCUCCCCCAAAACCUUCCACGAUUAGACCGCCCAGCACCACGCCAACCAGCACCCCGGCAACAUCGACGUCCACGAAGCCGUCAACCUCCACAGCACCGAAGUCGACACCAGAGAGCCCUUCUACUCAGGUGCCGCCCUCCUUGUCACACAGUCAUGCUGACGACAGACCUACCACUGUCAGAUGAUGACAGACUAGACACUGUCAGAUGAUGACCGACCUGAUAGAUGACGACAGACCUGACACUGUCAGAUGAUGACAGACCUACCACUGUCAGAUGAUGACAGACCUGAUUAAUGAUGACAAGACUUGGUAGAUGACGACAGACAACAGACUUGAAAAAUGAUGACAGACCUGACUCUGAACAGAUGAUGUCAGACCUGACAAUGAACAAAUUAUGUCAGACCUGAACUUGUAUGAUGAUGACAGCCCUAAACUUGUAAGAUGAUGACGGACCUCACACUGAACAGAUGAUGUCAGUUCUGAACUUGUAAGAUGAUGAAGACCCUGAUAGAUGAUGACAGACCUGGUAGAUGACGACAGACCUGAUAAAUAACAACAGACCUGACACUGAACAGAUGAUGACAGACCUGACACUGUCAGAUGAUGACAGACCUGACACUGUCAGAUGAUGACAGGCCUGAUAAAUAAUGACAGCCCUGAUACUGAACAGAUGAUGACAGACCUGACACUGAACAGAUGACGACAGACCUGACACUGAACAGAUGAUGACAGACCUGAUAAAUGAUGACAGACCGAAUAGAUGAUGACAGACCUGAUAAAUGAAGACAGACCUGAUAGAUGGUGAUAGGGUUGUCCUUGUAAGAUGUUGACAGACCUGAUAAAUGAUGACAGACCUGACUCUGAACAGAGGAUGACAGACCUGAUAGAUGGUGAUAGGGUUGACCUUGUAAGAUGUUGACAGACCUGAUAAAUGAUGAGAGACCUGAUAAAUGAUGACAGACCUGACUCUGAACAGAGGAUGACAGACCUGAUAGAUGGUGAUAGGGUUGACCUUGUAAGAUGUUGACAGACCUGAUAAAUGAUGAGAGACCUGAUAAAUGAUGACAGACCUGAUAGAUGAUGACAUACCUGAUAAAUGAAGACAGACCUGACACACUGAAUAGAUGGUGACAGACUUGACACUGAACAGAUGAAGACAGACCUGACACUGUCACAUUAUUACAGACCUAACAUAGAUAAUGACAGACCUGACACUGACAGUAAAUCGUCGCCGGCAUUCAUCAUUGUCGUAAGUCAAAAUUUCGAAAAAAUGAAAAUCUAAUAUGUUGUAGAGUUUUAUGAGCCGCAUCUUUUGAUCCAGGUUUCGUUCAUCUACGUAAAAUAGUAACGGGUAUGGAAGCAUAAAACAUUUUGUAUUAAGAUAAAGUCGAAGAAUAUCGUCACUGAACAUUGUAUCAAGUCGACUUACUACAAAGUAACAGCUACUGAGGCAUGUCGUAUGUCGACAUACGACAUUAUUACUUGUCGAAUUUCACGCACUUCCUCAUCAAAUGUACCAAGUUUGUACUGACAUACUACAUUAUGCCUCUUGCUGGAACAGUGUAUUGAAAUGCUCGCAUUCGCCGUUGAAUCAGUUCUAAAGGUAUAUUUCGGGUGGAAAUCUGACGUGCGUUGACCCAAACAAUACCAGUGUCUUUUGACUUACUGAGGAAUGGCUGUGAAAUAGAGUCUGAUCUCAGAGAAGACGGUGGCUUGCCACACGCCCAUGGGUGUGUAUUGUGAAAGGAAAGCCAAGCAAUACUGCCAAACCAGAGCACGGAGACGCUCACAGAACUGCAGCCAACAGACAGUUCAUUAAAUGAAAAUGCUAGUCUAGGAAAUAAUCCUUCUCAGGCCAGUAGCAUGCAUUCUGAUAUUUUUGUCAUUAGAGAUUUAAUUGAGGAUAUGAUAAACAAAGUUACCACGACCAUUCACAAUAACCCUAAUGCACCCUCUGUGACAAAAACCACUGAAGACAAACGUCCUGACGCACUCACAGAUCAUCAUGGCACACAAGCUACAGUGGAAUGACGCAAAAGGCCUGUAAAUAAACGGAAGGAGAAAAAGGAUUUGUAAAACUUAGGGAAAGGCUACAUAAUUAUGCAAAAAGAAAGACUGUUGGGGUUGGCUGCAAUCCAGAUACUUACAAGCGACGUUGCAAGGAAAAAAUCGCAGAAGAGCAAGGAACCGAAAUUUUGAAAUCUUUUUGGGAGCUUGGACAACCCCAGAUGUGUUGGGAUUUUAUAGUAACAACCGUCAGAGAUGCUGAGCCAAAGUAUAGGCGUACAGGCACUGUUAGACCAAAGGGAACCUCAAGAUAUUACAAUCAACAAUGGUUACGAAACAAUAGACUGUAAAAAGUUCUUCUUACAUACAUAGAGCACUGCAGUAACUGUUUUGUUAAUACAUGCCCAGCUCUUGGGGAAAAGACUUAAGUUGGAUUUGUUGAAGCAGACGAGAGCGGACGCAAUUCAAAUGGCAAAGAGACGAGGGCAACACGCAUUACAUACCUAUCCAGUUACAGUAUUUUACACUCUGAACCUUGGCCUCCAUCGACCAAAGGAAGAUACAUGUGCAGCUUGUUCUGCGUUCGAUAACAGUGAAAACAAGACUGAAGAAAUUAAUGAAGAUAGAAGAUACGAAUCACAGAGAGGAAAUUGCAGCUGCAAGCCAGUACAGAGACAACCUCAAAGAAGAAGUGCCAAAUGACAAGACGGUUGCUGCCGCUACCUUUGAUCUGGAAGAAGUUUUGCCACUUCCUAAAUCAAAUGAGGGUGACAUUUACUACAUGGGACAACUGAAUAAAGUACAACUUGAGUGUUUAUGGGUUUCAUGACAAGACAGGCUACAGUUACCCUUAGAAUGAAACUACCACAAGACGUGGCGCUAGAGACAUUGCCUCGUGCAUGAUGAAGUAUCUAGAAUGGCUAAAUAGGUCAGGAUCCCUCAAAACAGUUAGGUUGCUGUCAAAUUCUGCUGGUGGACAGAACAGAAAUCGACCGUUAAUGAUGAUGUUGUGGUGGGCUGUAAAACAUUUAAAAUUUGACUUUGAGGAGAUCCACCAUGUCUUCUUUGUAAGAGGUCACUCUAAACAUGAAAUUUACUCAAUUCAUGCCAGGAUUGAGGCGGCUAGCCAAGCAUGUCAGUGUGUGGACAACUCCACAGUGGGCUACAGUCAUUUAAGGGGCUAAUAGAAACAUAUCACAUUAUAAAGUGACAGAGAAGGUGACGGAGGACGUUUGGGAUUUCAAGAGCAUGAGUUCAUCAACAUGAACAAGACCACUGAUCGUAAAAAUGCAAAGUUCCAGCAAAUCCGCAUGUAUUCGGUUCGCAAGGGUGACCCCUUUGUCACUAUCAAGUAGUCCAUGAAUGCACGACCGGUGGAAAUGAACCUGCUGACAUGAAUCCUUCCCGGAGUCCAGAACCAGCAUAUUCAGCCCCAUUGGGAAUUGAUUCCAGAAAGAGCAAAGACCUGCGUGCGAUGUGUGACAGACAAAUCAUUCCCACAGCACACCAUGCUUUUUACAAGAGUUUAACUAUAGGAGAGGCUGCUUAUCCGGCAGAUUCAGAGUAUGAGUCGAACUGAAAAGUAAUGGAAGAGUGCUGUCAGAAUUUUCAGAGGAAUUGAAACUUCUGCCACCUGCCUUGUCUUCGUUGAUCGUUAUUGUUAAUCUUUGUACCUCUUGAAUAUUUUUACAAUCAACAUUAUGAGCAUAAAAGUCUCCUUCAGGGUUUGUUGGAAGUUUAAUCUUGUGUUUGUAGAUUUUAAAUGCAUAUGUGUUUUUCUUGACAUGAUUUGACAUUGAUCUCACAUUGCCAUAACAUUCUUAAACUUUGAGUACAUAUUGUUGCCGUUACUUAAUGCUUUUAAGCUUCUUGGAUCAAAAAGAAUACUUAUUAUACAUGUAUGAACUAGUCAUAUACUGUUGAGAUACAGAUGAAUGUACCCUAUUCUCAUUUUUCUGUUUAUUUAUCAUUUAGAAAACUUAAGACCUGAAAA